Messenger RNA from Archocentrus centrarchus (flier cichlid), 3506 nucleotides. It is a transcript of the gene rint1, whose product is annotated as RAD50 interactor 1. Gene Ontology annotation, biological process: retrograde vesicle-mediated transport, Golgi to endoplasmic reticulum; endoplasmic reticulum to Golgi vesicle-mediated transport; regulation of ER to Golgi vesicle-mediated transport. Gene Ontology annotation, cellular component: Dsl1/NZR complex. Bases 169 to 2559 code for a protein of 796 amino acids. The transcript is spliced from 15 exons. The record is from RefSeq and is a predicted model, not a curated record. NCBI's taxonomy places the organism in Eukaryota, Metazoa, Chordata, Actinopteri, Cichliformes, Cichlidae.
CGGUUUGUAAGAUUGUAAAACGCGUGUAGCAACGUCGCUUUAUGUGACACGGUGCAUAGACGAGGAUUUAAUACAAAACUGUGGCACACGUGUAACCACGGCUGAGCACAACCCUGUUACCCAAAAACAUCAACGAGCGCCCCCCAGGAACUGGACUGAAGAGUUAAAAUGGCGGCGGCCUUAGCAGCGAUACCAGAGCAGGCGAAGAGAGAAAUGACAACAUGCUCUUUGGAAGCUGCUCAUACGACCGGACACGGUACCGAGUCUUUGACGGCGGCUUCACGGACACUGCAGGACCAUGUAGCGGAUUUCCUGGAAGAGAAAGGCGCCGACUUGAUGUGUCCUAAGAGCGUUGGUGACCUGAUGGAGAAACUGAGUGAACACAACAACUCAGUGAAGGAGCAGGUGCUGACUGUAUCGGGUGUGCUGCCUCCUAAAGUUUCUGCAGCUCUAUCUGCUGUAGAGAAUGCCAGAUGUUCCCUGGAGACCCUGCUGGAGAGAGAGCAACUUACUAUCAACAUGCUGCACAAGCACCUGCAGGAAGCCCAGCCCUGGUUGGAUAACCUCAGACAGACGUGUAACCAAGUUGACGUUAUAGAGAGACAUGUGAAAUACUUAAGAUGCCUUCAACACAUAGAGGAACUCAGUGCUACAGUCCAGCAGUGUUUGAUGACCAGCAGUGCCUGGGAAGCCAUAAGGGCAGUAGAGAGGAUGGCGGCUCUGGACCACGGACUAAACCAGUCUGGAUGUUCUCAUCUCCAGAACUUCCUUCGAGAAACGCUUCAGUUCUGGCAUAAAAUCAUAAAGGACAGACUUGCCAGCGAUUUUGAGAAAAUCCUCACUCAGCUUCACUGGCCGAUCAUCUCCCCUCCUACUCAGUCAUUGGCUCCAACUGUGAGCUGUCAGGAGAUCAGUAGCCAGCUGGAGCUGCUUAUUAGACAACUCCUUGCCCUGCAAACCCCUGAUGAUCUCAUAUCUCAGAGGACUUCAGACUCAGGUGAAGGCCUGCCGUCUCCCCAGCUUGUUUCUUCAGUCACUCCUCUGUCAAAAGCUUCUCCGCUUUGUCUGCCCAUCCAGAUCAUGCUGCUGCCUCUCAACAAGAGGUUCAAAUACCACUUCUAUGGGAACCGGCAGACCAACUCCCUCAGUAAGCCAGAGUGGUACCUCACACAGGUUCUGAUGUGGAUGGGAAACAGCUCCACCUUCAUGGAGGAAACAAUCCAGCCCAUCCUGGACCGAGCGGAAGUAUCAAUCAGUGCCAAGGUGGAGCUGUGUCGAGGCCUGCUGUCUCUAGUCCAAGAGAAAGUGGCCAGUGAUGCUUCUAAGCUGCUCUAUGAUGAUGUGCUCUUCUGUCACUUGAUGGAAGAGGUGCUGCAAUUUGAGAAGGAGCUGCGAAGCAACCUUUCAUACCCAGCAGUGCUACCUGGGGUGCUUCAUCUCUUGCUUGAGGAUGCAGUCCUUCAGAAGUGGCUGACUAUGGAAAAGAAGAUGGCAGUGGAGAAGAUGGAUGCCAUGCUCUCGGCUGAAAGAGCUUGGAGCUCUCAGUAUAAAGAUAUCAGUGAUAUGGAUGACCUGAAGGCUCCAGACUGUGCUGAGACUUUCAUGACUCUGCUGCAGGUCAUUACUGAGCGGUACCGGACCUUGCCUUGUCCUUCUGCACAACUGAAAUUUCUGGGGCUACAGAAAGAACUGGUGGAUGACUUUCGCAUACGACUCACUCAGGUGAUGAAGGAGGAAUCUCGUUGCCCACUGGGUGUCCGGUAUUGUGCCAUCCUUAAUGCUGUCAACUACAUUUCCACCAUCUUGGGGGACUGGGGAAACAAUGUGUUUUUCCUACAGCUGCAGCAGACAGCAGUUUCUGUUGGUGAAGAAGCUGUACUCGGAGGCCUAGGUGUAAUGGAGGUGGGUCGCCUAGCUUCUCUGGAAGGCUCUCUUUUUGACGGUCUGUUAGCACUGCUGGAUCGACUCAAAGGAGACAUGCUGGGAAGACUGCUGGAUUUUCUCAUGAGAGAAAUCAAAGAAAAAGCCAAACCAUAUUGCCAGGAAAGGUGGUUGUCACUGCCACCACAGCAAGACCAGUCAGCCAUGACCCUGUCCAGUACAGCAUGUCCCAUGAUGCUGUGUGUGAGGGACAGGCUGCUGAACCUUCAUCAGGUCCUCGGCUUUUCUCUGUUUCAACUGGCUUGGCAAGGCCUGGCAGAAAGACUCGACAACUUUCUGUACCAAGAUGUGAUCCUGUGUAAUAACUUCAGUGAUGGUGGAGCAGCUCAGCUUCAAUUUGACAUGACCAGAAAUUUAUUUCCUCUCUUUGGUCACUACUGCAAAAAACCAGAGAACUUCUUUAAGCAUGUAAAGGAGGCAUGUAUCAUCUUGUGUCUUAAUGUGGGAUCUGCUAUUCUGCUAAGGUCUGUCCUUAAAGAACCUGAGAAGAUGAGCGAUUGGUCCGUUGCAGGGGAUCCUCCUCCAGAGUCUGCACUGAACGAGUUAGGUGUUCAUUGUUUGGCUCCGUGUGACGUGUUGAUUCUCCUCUCCCUCAGAACCCCGUGCCCAGGACAAUAGCAUCCCUCCAGGCAGGGUUACUGUGACUCUGUGGAGCGCUCGGAUUUGCUUGGCUAAUUUUAUUACUAUAUUUUGGUCAUUAGCAUUUAUGUUCCUUGUAGCUGGGGUCAUGUACCUAGUUGUAUAACUUUGUUUGUGUUCAGUAAGUUUGAAAAAUGAUGCAGUAAUGCCAAAGGACACUUUAAUGGAUGUGACCUGAGUUAACUGUAUAAAUAAACUCAGCUUGCCUAAAACGGCUCUUCUUUGAGUCCUGUGUUCACCUACAUGUCAGAUCAGUCCAGUAUGACCUGAAAAUCAAGACUGAGCUUUAUUCAUUUAGUUUACACACACACACACACACACACACACACACACACACACACACACACACACACACACACACACACACAGAGCACAGAGGCACUAAUCACGGCAACACAGGAACAAGCUCUAAGCAGGGUGCACGAUGCCAGCAGGCAUACACGGAGCACCAUAACCAAGUGGCUGGCGUAGUAUACAGGAACAUCUGUGAGUACCUCCUGUAAGUCCUGAGGUCAAAAUGGGACACGUCCCCAAGGGUGGUCAAGAACAGCAGACCUACGUGAUGCCAACAUUAAGAAGAAGGAACACAAGAAGCCUGAGAAAUACCAAGAGCUCAGAGAGGAGUGGCUCCAGCACAUUCCAGGAGCAUCUGAGAUCUCUGCCCAGAAGAGUGCAGACCUGGGAGCAGCUGAGAGACUGCACAGGCCUCUGGUAGAGGACAAAGACCGCCCGCAUAGCGAGUGGGGAAUGAAAAUAUGUAUGCAAUGAUUCAUAAUCCUGUGCCCUGCAGGCUUUGCUAAUAAGAAAGGAUUUCUUUAAAAACACAAUAUGCAAUGUUUUGGAAAAUCAUUUUAAUUUUAGAAUUAAAUCAAAUGGACUUAUUUGACUUUAAAGCAGAUUAAUUUGUAACUUCCUGUUUGUUUUCU